Molecule: messenger RNA, 1589 nt
Organism: Choloepus didactylus (southern two-toed sloth)
Lineage: Eukaryota; Metazoa; Chordata; Mammalia; Pilosa; Megalonychidae
Gene: UBE2L6
Product: ubiquitin conjugating enzyme E2 L6
Exons: 4
Coding region: 122-583 (153 amino acids)
Source: RefSeq, a predicted model, not a curated record
CGGGGGGAGCGGCGCGUGGGCGGGGUCCCGGGGGUGGAGUUCCCCCGGGCGGGGCGCCUGCGGGCCGUCGGUCUGCGUACAGUUCCGCUGGUGUCCGCCGGAGCCCACACUCGGUCCCGAGAUGACGGCGAGCAAGCGGGUGGCGAAGGAGCUGGAGGAUCUUCAGAGGUCACCUCCCCGGUAUCUGCGGAACCUGUUCAGCGACGACGCUAACGUCUUGGUGUGGCACAUGCUUCUCCUGCCUGACCAACCUCCCUACAACCUUAAGGCCUUCAGCCUGUGCAUCAUCUUCCCUCCGGAUUAUCCAUUCAAGCCCCCCAUGUUGAAAUUCACAACCAAGAUCUACCACCCCAACGUGGAUGAGAAUGGACAGGUGUGCCUGCCCAUCAUCAGCAACGAGAACUGGAAGCCUUGCACCAAGACCUGCCAAGUCUUGGAGGCCCUCAACGGGCUGGUGAAUAAACCGGAGCUGGGGCAGCCCCUGCGGGUGGAACUUGCUGAUCUGCUGACACAAAACCCGGAGCUAUUCAAGAAGAAUGCUGAAGAGUUCACCCGCCAGUUUGGACUGGACCGGCCCUCCUAACUCUGGUUCUGGUUCCCCUCUGGGCUGGGUCCUCUCUGUGCCACACGUGACACUCCUCAUGGACUGGAGGCCGGAGCCCCUCGAUGGUCCAUUCCCUGUUUUUCUUCUCCUAGUUUCUUAGCCAUUACUUAGUGUGUGUAUGAGGGGGGAGGGAGGUACAGGUAUGUGUAUGGCUGUGCGGAGCUGCCAUCUUCCCCCAAUCCCUUUCAGCUCAGAUGUUCUUAACCCAGGAAAGGGUUAAGAUCAUCCAGGCUAGAUGAUGUAACGGAGUUCCCCACAGGGUCAAAACUCACACCUGGCUUGGUCUGACUCCAAAGCCCACGUUCUCAUUGCACUGUCCAUCCUCAAAUUGGAGCAGGACCAUCUAGUCCUUGGAUGAGCCUCAGGGUGUUUACGAAGAAUUCUUGGGUUUGUGCGCAUGCCUAUGUGCACAGGCCUAGGGAGAUGGUCCCCAGAGGCUCUGUGAAAGAUGCCUUGAGGCAAUGGUGUUUUUCAGUCUUUAGCCGCAGAACCCUGGUUCACCUGACUGCAGGUGUGUCCGUCCCCAAUCCCCGUUCCUCCUACCCAGCCAGGGAGGUUUAAGUUUGCAGCGUUAUCAGCCUACCCUCCAGAACUCUGUGAUGGGGGAAUCCUGGUAUCACACAGGGCUGGAGCCCUAGGGGACCGGGGGAACUGGGAGCAGGGAGGCAGGGCAUGUGCAGGUAAUCAUUUACGAUGGAGGGAUUUGUUGAUUGAUUGAUUGAAAUCAGCUAAACUACUUAUAGACAUGUACAGAUUUAGGUGCUAAACCCUUUAUUUUCCACCAGUGAAACUGAAACUGAAGAAUCUAACCGCUUUCCUGGAAAUCCAACUACCAGUUUUUAAAACCACUUGCCAACCCAGUAGAUCGCCAGUGCCUGAGGGCAGACCUCAGGCUGUGAGGAGUGUCCUCUGCAACAUCCAGUCCUGGGGGAAUCACAAAACCCACGUGAGCGCACAGCCAUUAAAGCCACAGAUGAUUUCUGGA